Candidula unifasciata is the source of this 3123-nucleotide messenger RNA. The record is from the annotation of a GenBank genome assembly. NCBI's taxonomy places the organism in Eukaryota, Metazoa, Mollusca, Gastropoda, Stylommatophora, Geomitridae.
AACAUGGUGCGAAGUGCUUCCAACGAGAAAAGGGGAGAUACUCAUGCCCUCAAGUUGUUCUCAUCCUCCUCGGAAGAAAGUGCGAUGGAUGUUGUGUCUGGGCUGUCCAUCUCCCCCAGUGCCCCUGCCUACCUCAGCUACAAGGAAGAGCAAAGUUACAGCCCCAAGAUGAGAAGGGAUCUAAAACUGUUAACAAAUUCCCAGAAAAAGAAGAGUUCCAGUAUUGAUGGCAGUGAUGGGCAGAUGCUGGGGAAACGAAAAUUAGAGAAGGAAAAGCGAGCUCUGUUUGAUGCUGUAGAACAACAAGACUUGGAUCUGACCAAGGCCAUACUGGAUGCUCUGUGUGUGGACAUUAACAGAAAACAUGACACCCUGGAUAUUGCUGUGAUGACCAAUAACAUUCCUAUGGCUAAGAUGUUGCUGUCUAAAGGUGCCAGAGAGAGUCCCCUGUUUCAGAAAGGUGACUGCCGACUACACAGACUUGAGUCACUAGUGACGGAAGCAGAGAAGAGGGUCAUCGAUCUUACUGCCACGGUGCUGAGUGCUUCAUCGGGCAAUGCUAAUGUGUCGCCAGCUCAGAUGAAAGAAAAUGAGAAACUGCUGGGUCAUUGGGAAUUCAGACACAAGUUACUAAAAAGAAUGAAAGCAGGCUACGAACAUGCACGAUCCCCUGAAGCACCAACAAAUGUGAAACUUGAAGUGACCAGCAACUCUUCCCUCCUGGUCACUUUUUCUGAGCCUCAGAGUCACAAUGGAGCAGUGGUCACAAAGUAUAAAGUUGAAUGGAGCAACAAUGAGAAUUACCAGCCCCUGUCAGGGGAGACAACCACAGAAAACCUGUCUCGCUUGGAGGUGAACCUCAAAAACCUAACCAAGGGGGACACAUAUUUUGUACGUGUCUGUGCCUGGAACAUGAAAGGUUAUGGGCCUUUCUCCAGCAGUGAACCUGCUUCGGCUGUACCCUCGAGUUGGCGAGAGGUGGAAGACAUCCCUCCAAGAUUAGAAGGCAAAGUUGCCUCCCUGUACACCCUUUACCAUCAAGUUAAGAGGUCACGGCCACCAGAGGCUGCAGAAAUGAAAGAUAUCUUAAAUAAAGGAACAGAGUCACCUAUGCAGAAGAAAAGAAUUAGCAUCAAGAACUUGUUUGUUUCUGCACCAAAAUUUCAAAAGACGAUAAAGAGGGGUGUUUACAUGGCCUGCCUCUUCUACUGUGAAGAUAAGAUAUUGGUGACUUCGGAGGAGCAGCUGCCAAUUAUUGAAGUUGAUGAAACUUUUUCUGGACCCUCCAUUCAAAAUGAUCUCUACUGGUUGCUAAAGGUGUCCUGUAUGUGGGAGGACAUCAAGGUACUCAAGCAGGACAUGGAGAAGACCAGCAGUGCCGGUUCAACCUUCAGAUGUAAGCUGCUGCAGGCCAUUGUAUCCUUGCAGACUGGCCUGGGCGUACAAGAUCUGGGACAGUUCUUCCAUCGGCCAGUCCGGGACAACAACAGCAGCAUUAUAUUCACAGUGGUUAAUCAGAUCCGCGACCCCAAACUUGUGACCCUGGGAUCCAGUAAGUGGGUGACGUUUGGCAAGUUGGCUCGGAGACAAAGUUUAUCCACGGUGGAUGCUACAGAUGCUCAUAGUCUUCUGGUCAGUGCUGUGCCGGAAAUGAUUAUGUACAACCAAGUCAGUGGGAUCUGCUUGCCAAGGGGACUGUACCUAGGAUAUGUCAAGCUUCAAGCCUCAGUGGAAGUCCUGAGAGUUAUGGUACCUAACAGAACCCCAAACUGUGUGCCCCAUGUGAAGAUUAGGGACUGUCCUAAUGUGUCUAGGGAGGAGUGGGAGUGGCUGCUAAAAUGUGGUUAUGGCAAAUUCAGUGAUAACAACAUGACUCCCGCACAGAAGAGCUUUCACAAAUUGUUUAUGGAUGCUACAAAGAAAAUAUUCACACAGCUUGAUCUCUCAGAAGAUACAAUAGCAAGCCAUCGAAUAUACGACCUGGAAGUUCUCGAACUGUCUCCCUCAGUUACGAUGAUCCUGGUGAUGCCUUCCAUCGAAGACAUCUGUAUAGUCCCAGGACAUUCAGACAGCCUUGCCAAGAGAGCAGACUUCAGCUUUCUGCCUGUGCAGAUCUUUGAGUCCAUUCACAUGCAUGCCUACUUGCCAGAGUUUUUCUCCAUGUACGCUCGACUUUCUGCCAUAGUGGAGAUGGAUGGAGUGUUGGCGCAGCAAGGUCACAGGGAGGCAUUUUCAACUGAAGAACUCAGUAAAGCCAAAGAACAAGUCGAGGUCACAACACACCUUCAGCAAAAUCUGGACAGAAUAUGGAAGUGUGCCCGCUGGAUUCGUGACAUCACAACCUAUGCAAGGAACCGAGAAAAGAAAGCGGGCAUUCAUCUGUCCCACAUAUUUUCAAACAACCUGAUAACCAACAACAACUGUAGCAGACGAGACAAUGAGAACAUGAUAUCAUCCAGCAUAAGCAGUGAAGUGAAUAACAAAAUGCUCCAUUUUCGCCAUUCUUCAUCUUCUUCCAUGUACGUACAGAACUCUAGUUCGGACUCGGUCACUGAGAAAGACCAUACAAACAGUACAGACGUUUCUGAUACUAGUGAGGAGAAUCCUCUUAGCUCUUUCAGUAUCACCUCUGAUGGUGCUUCUGAUAAUAUGGACAAAGAGGCAUCUACAUCAUGUGUUUCAUCGCUAGCCACUCCACUACAGAACAUCUCUCAAGUUUCGCCUUCACCUUCUUUUUCUGUAGCAUCAUCGACGUCAUCAUCAUCAUCAAAUAUUGCACCAACAGAAUCGACCCCACCGCCACAAGACUCAUCAUAUGCCAUCAUUAAGGUCCAUGCUUUGUACGACACCGGGCUGAACAAAAAUGUGAACAUUAAGCUGCACAUCACGGAACAAACAACUUCACGAGAUAUUAUCAAUUUAGUCGUCAGGCACCUCAAGUGCCAUGAGGAAUCUUUAGCCAGCUUCUGCUUGGUUCUCAAAUUGCAAGGACACAAGAAGGUACUGCGGGAUGACUACAAGCUGCUUCAACUGAAGAGUCAGCUGCAGAAAGCCAAAGUCUACAUCACCAUGUUGGAUUCUGUGUUUUCAGAGGAGCAGCUAGGUCAGGCUUCAUUUGUGUGA